Nannospalax galili (Upper Galilee mountains blind mole rat) is the source of this 1157-nucleotide messenger RNA. It is a transcript of the gene Ier3, whose product is annotated as immediate early response 3. The transcript has 2 exons. Gene Ontology annotation, biological process: DNA damage response; negative regulation of apoptotic process. The coding region runs from base 46 to 528 and encodes 160 amino acids. Gene Ontology annotation, cellular component: nucleus. The record is from RefSeq and is a predicted model, not a curated record. NCBI's taxonomy places the organism in Eukaryota, Metazoa, Chordata, Mammalia, Rodentia, Spalacidae.
CUCAGGACCAGCACGCAUCCUCUGGCUCUGCUCCUCGCGCUUGCCAUGUGUCACUCCCGCAGCAACCUCCCCACCAUGACCGGCCUACGGGCCCCGGCUCCCGCUCCCUCCACCGGCCCGGAACUCCGGCGGGGCUCCGGCCCCGAGAUCUUCACCUUCGACCCUCUUCCGGAGCCGGCGGUGACCUCCACCGCGCGUCCGAGCGCCUCUCGCGGGCACCGCAAACGGGUCCGAAGGGUCCUCUACCCUCGAGCGGUCCGGCGCCAGCUGCCAACCGAGGAACCCAACGUGGCCAAAAGGCUCCUCUUUCUCCUCCUCACCAUCAUCUUCUGCCAGAUCUUGAUGGCUGAAGAGGGUGUAUCGCCGCCCCUAGCCCCGGAGGACGCCCCCAGUGCCGCGUCCCCUGCGCGCAUCCCUGCGCCCACCUCUGCGCCCCCGGUCCUCGAGCCCUUGAAUCUGACCUCCGAGCCCUCGGACUACGCUCUGGACCUCAAAGCUUUCCUGCAGCAGCACCCAGCUGCCUUCUGACCGUAAAGACUCACUCACAUUCGGUCGGAAAACAAAGGCUCCAGGGGUACCUGGUGCGCCAGAACGUAUCCCAAACUGGGACUUGUAAGGCAACUCUAACUCAGAACACUACUGCCGAGACGCCUGUCGGUGCUUGGGGGACGAGCCCGAGGCACUGUGAGCCCGGGCUAGACCCAGUGGGGAAGGACAGCGGCGCUCUCAGGACUUCUAAUUAAUAUUUAUGUAUUUAUGUAUAACCUCCUGGCUGAGGGAGGGGUGUAUGUAAUAUUUAUUCUAACUUAUGCAAGGGUGCGAGAUGUGCUCCCCUGUUGUUAAGAAGAUACCUUGAUAUUUAUUGAGAUUUAUGGGGUCGGCGAGUUAGAGUGGGGGGGAGCACCCAGGUGGGAGGACUAGCCUGGGAGCUGGACUUGGUGGUGGGUCUUAGGUUUAGGGGUGACACUCGGUUUUCCAACAUCUCAACUCUGCAGUCUGUUGUAGGACUUCCGCAGACCCUUGGGAAUCCGGUCCGUGGCCCUUCGCCGUCUUCACGUUGCCCUCAGAGGCCGGUUACGGGGGUCGUGGGUCGGAGGGCGGCUGUCGGGGUCGCCCUGUAUGUUCUGUGAACACAAAUAAACUCGAUUGUCAGCAGU